Molecule: messenger RNA, 1865 nt
Organism: Durusdinium trenchii
Lineage: Eukaryota; Dinophyceae; Suessiales; Symbiodiniaceae
Source: the annotation of a GenBank genome assembly
GCAUGAUGUGUCUCUCAGGAUAUCCUUGGCGUGCUAUUUCUCAUGUAUGACAUGAUUUGGAUUCCAAUGCAAGCGUUCACACCUCCAGCCAGUCUUUUCGCAGAUUCCAUUGAUUUCACCGUGGCCACCUAUUGGACCCUGGACAUCAUUGGCACUUUCUUCACUGCCUACUAUGGACUCAAGGGAGAGCUGGUGAGAUCGCAUAAGCAAAUCGCUUGGCAUUAUUUGAAACGCUGGUUCCUAUUGGAUAUCAUCAUUGUGACAGUCGACUGGACAUUCAUGGCUGCCACGUUAGGAGAAGCUCAAGGCAAUGCCAUGGAAAAUGCCGAAGGGUCUGGGUUGGCACGCCUUGGAAAGGUCAUUCGUGUCGCACGGAUUCUUCGAACUCUGAGACUUCUACGGCUUAUGAAGCUGCGGCACAUUUUCUUCGCCAUCCAAGAGCGCAUUGAUUCGGAGGUGGUCUUCAUUUUGGUGGGCACCGUCAAGAACUUGCUGGUCUUACUUUUCGUGAAUCACGUGUUCGCUUGCUUAUGGUUUUUGAUUGGCAGUACAGGAGAAGGAGAUAAUCACUGGGUUCACUUCCACCGAAUUCUCGAUGCAAAUGUGGUGGAGCAGUAUAUGUGGAGUCUUCAUUGGUCCUUGACACAGUUCACGCCGGCAGGCACAGUAGUGCAUCCACGCAAUGUAUAUGAACGGGCAUUCAACGUUUUGCUUAUAUUGAUUGCUAUGGUGGGCUUCUCCUCCUUUGUUAGUGCAAUUACCGCAUCGAUGACCAGACUGCGCAGUCUGCAGGGCAAUGAACUCUCCGAGGCCUUUCUUUUGCGCAGGUUCUUAAAGGAGAAUCACAUCUCUGCAGACCUGCAGUCAAGAGUAGUUCGCUACAUUGACAUGGCCAUAGAGGUGAACCGGAAGAAGAUCGACAAAAGUCGCGUGCAAUCUUUGAACAUGCUCAGCGGUCCCUUGCGCGUGGAGUUGCAGAAGGAGUUGUAUUUGCCACACAUGGUUGUUUGCAAUUUCUUCGUCCGCUACGCCAAGAACGAUGCGGCCAUCAAUCAAAUAUGCUUCAAGGCUGUGGAGAAGAUGAAUCUUUCGAGAUCUGAUGUUCUUUUCCAGGUGAAUGGCGAGUGCCACAUGAUGUUUUUCUCGACAAGCGGGAGCUUGUAUUACCAACGGCCAAAGGAUACGCCUGCAUGGGAGGCCAAUCAAAAGCGAUCCCGCAGGAUUGCCAGCAUACCGCUCUUUCAUCGAGUCUUGACACUCUCCAAGGACAGCCACUUUUGCGAGCAUACUCUUUGGCUGCCUUGGUACCACCGAGGAACUAUGGGAGCUUUGACUGACAGCGAGCUUUUGACCUUGGACAGCUUGAAGUUUCGAGAAAUAACUGCCGAGUACAAGGACAUUUUUCAGAUCGCCAAAGCUUACGCACAGCAGUUUGCUCAAGACCUGCAGGAAUUCAGUGAUGAGCAUGGAUGUGCUUGGGACCUUCCAAGGGAGGUCACGCACCCCAAGAGCUACAAAACGACAACCACUGUCUACAAGUCGACACUGGAGCAGCAGCAGUUAGAGGAGUUGAAGAUGAGCGAGCUGCUUGCUGCCUGCAUUCAGGAGGAUUUUGAUCAGGACAUCGCGCCACAGGUUCAGGCAAAGCUCUCCAAAGCGAAGCCUCCCUCUGACGGUGAGGUUUCUUCACAGGUUGGCAAAUCGCACAGUCUCAAGAGUCUCAGGAGCCCAGCCCUUGGAGGCUCUGACAACCCAUCUCUUUUCAGUGAUAGAGUGGCAACGGACUUCCACGAGCAGCGCAUUUGAGUUUGUUCUAUCAGUCUCACUGACGGCGACGGUGCAAAUGCGCAGUGAAGCACUACGAC